Molecule: messenger RNA, 714 nt
Organism: Arachis stenosperma
Lineage: Eukaryota; Viridiplantae; Streptophyta; Magnoliopsida; Fabales; Fabaceae
Product: heavy metal-associated isoprenylated plant protein 19
Exons: 3
Coding region: 92-463 (123 amino acids)
Molecular function (GO): metal ion binding
Source: RefSeq, a predicted model, not a curated record
CUCAAAACCGCCAAAAAAUUAUUUUCUAUUUAUAUGCCUUUUGGCUUAUUCAAAAUAAAACCACAUCCUGGGUACUAUCAAUUCCAUUCCCAUGACUGAAAAGUAUUGUUGCAUGAUUUUGAGAAUCAAUGUUGACUGCAACGCUUGCUGCCGAAAAUUAAGGAGAAUUAUUCUAAGGAUGAAAGAGAUUGAGACCCAUCUGAUUGAGAAGCAGCAACGCAGGGUAUGCGUAUGUGGCAGAUUUGAUCCAGCAGAGGUUGCCAUAAAGAUAAGGAAGAAGAUGAACCGUCGAGUUGAGAUACUUGAAGUUCAAGAUUUCGAAGGUGGUGGUGAAGCCGAGAACGAACAACCGGAAAAAGCAGAGAGAGCAGAGCCAACGGAGAGAACAGACAGACCCCGGGUUCCGAUGGUGGUGUAUCCUGGUCAAAUCCCUUCAUAUUAUCCAACCAUGCAUGUAGCAUAGUAUGUAUACAUUGUGUAUAAUACGUAAUAGGUUACUUUGUAGCAUAAGUUCCAAUCUCAUAAACUAUUGUUUGGUGACUGAAGUUGAAAAAGAGGGAGUGAUAUAGAAUCAUGACAAAUAAGUUAUUAGUUAUAUGAUCAAUGUUGAUAUUGUUAGAAUAGGAUAUGGAGCAAUAUAAGAAAAUACAGGAUUAUAGUUGACAAUAGACUAUACAUGACCCAAAUCGGUAGGAUGCAGCUGUGUAUAAUAAU